Molecule: messenger RNA, 2097 nt
Organism: Capronia epimyces CBS 606.96
Lineage: Eukaryota; Fungi; Ascomycota; Eurotiomycetes; Chaetothyriales; Herpotrichiellaceae
Product: PEK protein kinase
Exons: 1
Coding region: 1-2097 (698 amino acids)
Biological process (GO): protein phosphorylation
Molecular function (GO): protein kinase activity; ATP binding
Source: RefSeq, a predicted model, not a curated record
AUGUCGUCCACUUUCUUCCGCCGGCCCACUGAUGCGAGUUCGGGCUCAAGCUCAGCAGACAGUACGCUAGAGGAGGACAGCAAUUCCCAUCAACAGCUAGAAGAUGUUGUGGAAGAAGGAGGAGAGACAGCAAACACGGAGUCUCUUCCAAGCCAUGGAAGUGUGGCCGUGGGAGACAGGCAAAAUCCGGCGACUUCGGCCUUUGCCAACGUCGACCAUCACCGCACAAACCUGCUCAGCGCUCUCCUGGAGGAUUUUGCGAAGACCAAGGCUUGUGAGAUGAUGAACAGUGCAAGACCGGGGGCCAACUUUACCAGAUCAUCGGCAGAAAUCCAGCCUUUAGCAAGGAAGGUAUAUGAACACGUCAGCCAGUCGUUAGCCCUUGGUGGAUUGUUACCGGCUUCAAUUGCGAGCGAUAAUCAGGGUAGUCAGCAGACACGAGCAGCAUAUCUAGCCGGCUUGGAAGGUCUUGCGUUAAGCGGUAUGCAGACCACUGAUACACUUGCCACCCGAACGAAGCAUCAACUACCUUCACCUGACGAACUCCUAGCAGUUCCUCGUUCUACCUAUCAACAGCAGGGCAUCUUUAAUGAGUCUCUUCAACAGCAGAUGGCAAAUAUCUCUUUAUUUCAGAGUCCGGAUCAGUUCUCUUCUCCAUAUUCAGACUUGGCCUUCCCUCUUCCGCCGCCGCGUCAGAGCCAUUAUGAUUCAAGCUUCCAACAAAUCAGGUUACUGGGGAAAGGAGGAUUCGGCCGGGUAUACCACACAUAUAACAUCUUUGAUAAGAAAGAGUAUGCAGUCAAAAAGAUACCCUUGAGCCCUCGACACUCACAGCGAUAUAGAGAAUCUGGUCACAAAGAGUUGGAAAACCUAUUGCGGGAAGUUCAGGCGCUGGCACAGCUCGAACAUAACAAUGUCGUUCGGUAUCAUGCUACCUGGAUUGAGGAACCAAGAAGGAUGCCUGAAGGUCCCUACAGGUCCGGGACUCCCAGUCUCACCGUUCAGGGUAGAAGACUCAUCGCGGACCCAUCAGCCCCAACGAAACCGCGACCGAGACGACUAAUGUCUGAACAUGACGACGGGAUUGUUUUCGGCACCGACAGCACGUCGCAGGCCCAUGUUCCAGGGGCCGAUGAUGUCCUUGGACCAACAUGGUCCCUGAAGGAUAGCGAACUCGACAGCCCCUCCGCCCGAACUUCAGAUAUCUUCACGGAUGGUGUCUCUCGGCCAAGCAUCCAGGAGGCGAAUGUCGACGACUCAGUCUAUGUGCUGCAUGUCCAGAUGUCUGUAUACCCCAUGACAUUGGCACAAUAUCUGGCACCGCCAUCAUCCAACUCACGAGGCGCUCCUGGUAGUUUCCGUCCAAGACACUGCUUUCAUCUGGUACCUGCACUUCGCAUCUUGAUGGGAAUUCUAUGUGGCUUACAGUAUAUACAUGCCAAAGGACUGGUGCACCGGGAUAUCAAGCCCAGCAACAUCUUUCUAUCCGGCCUGGACGUUCCUACGGCCGGCUUGGUGCCUGACGGAUACCAUGAUGUGGGAUCAUGCGUUGCUUGUCCGAAUCCCUGUCCGUACUUUGUCAACCCGCGCAUUGGGGAUUUUGGACUUGUCGCAGACGUGGCCAGAGACGACGGACUUGAAGGCGAUAGCGGCGGCAGGAAGCAUGGCAAGCCGGUUGGCACGGAAUACUACAGACCUCCUGCCAGUGGGUGGGCUGACGUGGUCGAUGAGAAGCUUGAUGUUUUCGCACUUGGGGUCAUCCUGGUGGAAAUGCUGUGGUGCUGCCCGACCAAUUCGGAACGACUCCACAUUCUACGAGACAUACAGAAGGGCAAGGUGCCGGCAGGGCUUGCGCUGAAGAUUGGAAGUGAGAGAUAUGAAGACGGGACAGGAAGUCUAGUCGUCCAAGGCAUACUGGGCAUGAUUGAACAGGAUCGACGUCGCAGGUGGAGUUGUGCUGAGGUCUCGGAUUGGGCAGAGACGGUGUUGAAGAAAUGUGCGAGUUGCAACCAAGUCCUCCCCCCCACGAGUAGGGGGGAGACACUGACCAAGGUCACGACUUUGGAAGCUGAAACAAAGAGUACUAUGUCAAGCUGA